This is a messenger RNA of Papaver somniferum (opium poppy), 2318 nucleotides long. RefSeq lists its product as uncharacterized. The record is from RefSeq and is a predicted model, not a curated record. Gene Ontology annotation, molecular function: mRNA binding; translation initiation factor activity. The transcript has 6 exons. Lineage: Eukaryota; Viridiplantae; Streptophyta; Magnoliopsida; Ranunculales; Papaveraceae. Bases 205 to 2049 code for a protein of 614 amino acids.
AAAUUUCGGAGUUGGGGUUUGGCUGUUUAUCCUCCUGAGGCCGAACACACUCGUGCUUCUGCAGUACUCUUCCUACCGGUCCGUCGCGAACUUCCAGAAAAACAUAAACAUCAUUCAGAUUACGAUUGGAGAGAGAGACACACAAAGUAAAUUUUGAGAAAGAAAGAGCACGAGAGGGAGAGUUGCAGAAGGAAGAAAAAGAAAAUGUCAAAGAAGAAAGCUUUUAGUGGUUCAACUAUGACCCUCAAAGAUUUUCAUGGCGGUUCAAUCCCUUCUGACCUUCCUCUUCCUUCAGCUCCUGGAGCAACAGUUACAAGGCCUUCAUCAGAUCGUGGUGGUUAUGAUCAACAGGCACCAUGGGGAAAUCCAAUGAAUCGAUCUGAUCACCGCUUACGCCCAGGAUCUUCUGGUACUAACCGAAAUUUUGAUGACAAAGCUUCAUUUUUAUCUCACCCUAUACACAUAGGGAGGAACUUUGAUGAGGACGAACGUAAACCGUUGGAUGGUAUAUCUCAUCCAAGAAGAACCAUUAGUGAUGAAGUUAUUCGAGCUCAACCAACUCGUCAUGAGAUAACCAAACUUGAUUCAGUGACAUCUGCAAAUUAUUCAGGACGACAGGUGUUUAAUAAUCCAAUGCCUCAAUCCACAAGUGGUGGAAUUCAUUCUUACAGGUAUGGUGAAUCCAAUCCUGUAGGUGGGAAUAAUCAAAUGCUUGGUGGCAAUAAUAGUAAUCAAGGUGUUCCAAAUGCUUGGGGUGUUAGAAAGGAAGUAGGUGGUGCCAAUGAGCAAGUUCAUUCUUCUAGCUGGUCUGAGCAAAGUGCCAUCUCAAAAUUCGCCCAGGCUAGUGCAUUAGAUAAGGUAUCUAGAUGGCAAAACAAGCCAGUUCCCCAGUUUCAUCAUCACCAUAACCAACAACCAGAUGUCGAAGUUAUACAUUAUGCCGAACCUGAGAGAUAUAGUGGUUUGAAUACAAUGAUUGAGAGAAGGGGUAAUGAAGCUAGGUUUGAUAAUAGUGUAAAAGAGUUGCCAAAUUCAGAGAGGGCAAGGUCUCCUAUAUACCCAGAAGCAAAGGAGAGCAGUUCUCCACUUUAUCAGGAUAUGCUUCGACCUGUUUCAACUGAUGGGAAAUAUUCUGGUGUCCCCAAAUUGCAGCCACCAGUAUCUGAAGAAGUAUCAGAGAGGCGUAAAUUGAAGCUUCUUCCAAGAUCAAAGCCUUUGGAGGUUUUGGAACCUUCUAUUGCGGAGCAUAAGAUGGGAUACCAACAGGUAAAUGACCCUGGUCAUGGAGCAGCUGUUGCUGAGUUGCAUGGGAAUACAAAUGUUCCUAAACUUGGUUUAGCUGGAAAUGAGGGAGGGGGUCCAUCUGUGGAGCGACCAAAGUUGCAUCUGAAGCACCGGUCUCAGAUUGCUGAACAAGUGGAAGAAACUGCUGCAAAAGAAAGGAAAUCAGUGUUUGGUGGUGCUCGUCCUCGAGAACUGGUUCUUAGAGAGCGUGGAGUAGACGAUGUAGUUAUCAGCAACCUUGAAUCAAUUCAAUCACCCAACAGGGUCAAGCCGGAGGUUCACAAGAUUGAAACCAAGGCAGAACCUGCACGUUUUGGUGAAAGGUCAGAGAAUGUGCAUGUUGAUCACAGAGCAGCAAAGGAUCCUGAGAGGAAAGAUAACCGAGGCGAUAACCAUAAAACUGAUACCCAGAAGAGUUCUUGGCGUAAAGAGAGUUGGAGAAAUGGUAAUAAAGCGACUGAAAAGCAGCAGCAGCAAGAACCAAGGCCUGAGCCUGAGACCUGGCGGAAGCCUGUAGAGCAAUCUAAUCCUGCUCCAUCUGAUGGUCUUCGAUAUGGAAAAGCAGCUUCUGCUUUGGAACUUGCCCAAGCAUUCUCAAGGUCGGUGUCCACAAAUCCAAAGAUACCUGAUCGUAUUUCUAGCCAGAAGGGCAUGGCUGGUCAGCCUCAAAUUCCAUUUUCGCGACUAACAGCAACUACAACAACAACAGCAACACGAGAGAUUUAUUCAGGGAGAACACCGAGGCGUCAGAUUAACGGAUACUGAAAUGAUCCGAGUGUUACUAGUAAUAGGUUCGUGACUGUCUUCAGUUUAAAUGUUUUCAUUGGAUUGAUGCAGCUAAACAAUUUUUUUUUUUUUUUUUUUAUGGAAAGCAGAAAUGUCAAUGCAGAGUUAGAGUUUACAUGUGGAGAGUCUAGACCCAGUGUGAUGGAUAAGCUUCCAACUGACUGAACCUUAUUAUUGCUGACUAGCCAACCUCCUGGUUACCACAAGGUCCACACCUUUUUUUCGUACACAUAACAUGCAAGUUUCAA